AGGAGAAGGAGGAGGAGAGAGGAGGAGGUGGUAGAAACGCGUUGUCCUUCGAAAGAUAUGACGAACGCGAACACGAUACCUAGCGUAAGGAUCGACAAAACAACAUCGUCGAAUCGUUCCGCAGUUUCCGACCAUUCUGUCGUAUUACUUCCGUACUACGAAGAUCAAGGAAGUGGUAGCGGUCGUGAGAUGUUGACCACUAACGGCCAGACCGAAGACUAUAGAAGGCGAUUCGUGAGACAAGACGAUAAACGAGUCGACGAGUCUCAGGAAGUAGGAGAUUUGCACGAAAUGAAUCUAACCCAGAAAAAAUUUGACGAAGUUAUCGGUAAAAUCGAUUUACGAUCCUUUCGCGACAUUGAUUCGAGCUACGAGAAGAUAGCGGAUUUACAAGAGUUCGUGCAAGAGGAGAAAUCGAUGUAUCCUGCGUUUGACAUUUUAUUAGAAAGACGGAAUUCGUUCAACGACGAGAAUUGCGAUCAGAAUUCUUCGGACGCGUCGGAUCUCGUAGAACGUAGUCCGACAAAGCUUAAAUCCAUUCGUAAUUGUCCAUACUCGAAAAAUCCUGCCAAUUGUUCCGCGAGGAAUCAAUCAGGGAAUAUGAGUAUCGCGCGCAAGCAACAGUACGUGGAGAAAUCGUUCGCCGAAUCCAAGGAGGAACGAACGAAUAGCGAAAUAUAUUCGAUCUUGGAGAAUGAUUGGCCGAAUAAAACCAACGACGAUCAGGCGAGGAUUUUUGAGGGGAAUAACUCGAUGAAAAAGAUCACGACGAACCCGAUUCCAUCGAUCGUCGUUAACGAUCACGGCGAGAAUUCGGUAUUGACGAUUCUCGGACAAGGCGCCCAGGUUCACGGAGCUCAGGUAUUCUCGGACGCAAGCAGUAAUUCGAUUAUUUCUCAAGCUACGAGAACAUGGCCGGACUCUCCUUUAAGUUGCUACAACGUAGCAGUCUCUCGAUCGAACAGUAGAUGCUCGAGUCGCGCCCAAUCACCGGGUUCCGGAAUGCAAUUGGAAUCUCAGCUAAUGCCGUAUAAUGUUUCCGGUAGUCCCCUUGGCUCGCCACAGAUCGCCCCGACGUACACGUUGAUGCAAGGUCAAUCGUCACCUUCGUCCUCGAGUCAGUCUUACGGUGAUACCCCGAGUCCACUGAACUAUCAAACGCCGCUGAGUCAACAAACGGAGGAGCGACUUCACGAAGAUCUCGCGUGCUUCUCCAUUUGGGGUACUUUCCCCGAUGAUCGAGGAAAUAUUACUGGGAACGAAGCCAUCGCUACCUUCGAUAGCAACGAGUUGCAAUUGCUAGACGAGGUCCUUAGAAAUCAAGGGAACGAUUGCGAAGGAAACGAAGAAGCUCAAGUCGUACCAAGUUCCAACAAUUUCGCCAACAGCCUCGAAGAUAGAAGACCUUCCAAUGUAAAAAGUUACGAAAAUAAUCUUCAACGAAUUUCUGACGAUACAAUGCGUCUUUCAUCUCGUAAGAACGACAUCCAAACCUUUCCUACCGCUUCUUCCUCCCAUUACGGAAACCAAGAUCGAUCCCAAAUUACGAUCCCAAAUUACUCCACUAGUCCAAACAAUUUCCCUUAUACGUACGUUGGCGCGCAAAAUCAAACGAACGGUGUUUACGGUGAGAGUCAAACCCAAGUUUCGAACUUUUACGAUUACAACGACGUAUGGAAUACCGGAAAUGAAAUGAGAUAUCAGAAUUCAAACGCGUUAGAACCAACCACGGAGUUCGUUAAUCUCGAACGAAAUACCUUGACGUACGCCAGCGAUAAAAAUCCUUCGAACGAAACAAACGCGUGUUCGUUGUCUACCUCUCUUCGAUCUUUUGCAACCCUCUCAUCGACUUCGAGCGAUAUCGAUGAGAACAAAAGGCGACGUUUCGGUACCUCGGAACUGUCUUUCGACGUCACGUUCAACGAUUUCCAAAUACCAAAGAUGGUAUCUUCUUUCAAAGCUAGUCGAGCGCCAAGAUCGAACGAAAGGUACAUAGUUCCAUGGCCGUCCUUGAAUUUACCAAGCGUCGGUGCCAGCGAGAGACUGAAGGAAGGGCUAAACCCUAAAGACGUGGAAAGAGCAAUGAUCCAUCUGUUGAAGAUACCGGAGGAAGAACUCGCUAAAGCAGACGAGGAUGGCGACACAGAGCUGAUGCGUUUGGUGGGUAAUCCGGACGAGUUGGCGAAAAAAAAGGUUUAUCUCGUACCAUUAGUAGAAAGAUUAAGCAAAGUGAAAGAUGCCUUAUCGACGAAGAACAAUCGUGGCGAGGACGCUCUCUACUUGGCUGCCAUGAGCUGUCCAGAAAUGCCCUACAUAGCAGGUUAUCUCGCGGCAACGAUGCUUCAAAAAGGAAUUGACAUAAAUCAAAAGCUCUAUCACACUCGAGGUGAUACCUUGAUACACUCGGUGUCAGCGAGAGGAGACUCACAUGGCGAAGUGUUGGCCGAAUUACUGGCCCUAAAGACUAGUCAAGGAAACGCAGUUUUUGAUCUCUCCAAAUGCAACUACGACGGAAGAACCGCGUUACACGUGGCGGUAGAGUCCCACGAUCCAACGGGAAGAGGUCCCAAGGCCGUAGCCACGGUUCGUUUGCUCCUAGACAAUGGAGCGGAUCUAAAUAUAAAGGAUACCAAACGCGGUGACACAGUCUUGCACAUGGCUGCCGCGCUCAGUUGUGAUCCGGCUCUCGUCAAGGUGUUGUUAAGUAAAGCUGGUUCCGGCAUGGUGAACGCGACAAAUUACGAAUACAACACUCCGUUGCAUAUGGCUGCCGCUGCUUCGAAUUCGGUCCCUUUGGAAAGACAAAAAGAAGUAUGCUUGCUCUUGACUCAAGCCGGAGGGCAGAGUAACAUUCACAACAAGCAAGGGAAGACACCGCUCGCAUUGGUGUCGGCCGGAAGGAAAGACCUCAUCAGGCGAAUCUUUUAUAAGAAAUUUUGACUCGACACGAGGCACGGAGACUGACAUAAUUUUGUUGUUUCGAACGGUACGAAAGUAAUAUAAAAAUCAAUAGAAAAAAAAAACGAAAAGGAAAUGAAUUAAAUUUAAAAAGAAAAAAUAAAAGGAAAGACUGAAGCGAACCAAGUCGAGAUUAUUCCUCGAUGCAAAGACGCUUUUUUCGUGUAAUUUUAUUCUAACUUUUCUUUUCAAUGGCCGAUCGAUGUUUACGGGUAUACUUACGUAUAGGUGUAUAUAUCGAGAAAAAGAUCGUUGUUUCUUCGUUCUUGUUUUUGUGUUUUUUUGUUGUUGUCUGAUUUCCAUUUAAUAUAUCACCUUCAUGUUUAAGUCAGUUGUAUUAUUUUCCAACGAUUCUGACUUGCACGAUAUACUACUGAUAUUACUGCGAAGGAAACGUUUCGUUCGGUCUAUUUCUCGAUCUGGACAAUUCCUUUAAGAUCUUCGAAGAUACGACAACGAACGAAGAGAAUUCGUUAGAUAUAUAAGUUGUACAAUAAUAUUUGUCAUUAUUUUCGUUAGUAUGUUUCUUUUGUACUUACUUUCAUGUAUUUAUAGAUAUCAUCGUAUCGUACUCGUCGAUAAAUCAUUAAUCUCGAUACAACGCUGUGAUAAUUAUUCUACCGAUUGUUCCACCGUCGUUUUAAUAUUUCCAACUUUUUCUUCUUCUUCUUCUUCUUCUUUUAAUUUCAUAUAGUAUCGUGCUUGAAAAAGCUCUAACAAUCUUCGUGUCGUUCAUCACAAUAUUUUCAUUCUAAGAGUCGUUAAUAAUCUCAGUAUCGAUUAAUCGUGCCAAAUAAUAAGUGAUUAUCGAAAGAAAAAAAGAGAAAAAAAAAUUAGAUAUCUUAAUAUAUCAAAUAUCAAUCUCUGUGAUCUCAAGUUUACGUACAGCACAAAGUAUCUCAAAUUCGGAACGUGCCUUUUAUAUAAAUCUCAUUUUAUUAAGUAGCAAAGAGAAAGAAAAAUAAACAACGAGCGAAAUGAUAAAUAUCAGACAGGGUAUUUCGUUAAAAUCGAGCUAACUGGAACCGUCGAAUUAAGCGAGAAAUGUAAGUAGCAUAGCGAAUUUGUAUAAAAUGAUAUUAAUAACAUAAAAUAAUUAUAUUUAUUUCACC
Messenger RNA from Vespula pensylvanica (western yellowjacket), 4070 nucleotides. RefSeq lists its product as uncharacterized. Gene Ontology annotation, biological process: regulation of gene expression. The transcript is spliced from 8 exons. The record is from RefSeq and is a predicted model, not a curated record. Gene Ontology annotation, molecular function: protein binding. The coding region runs from base 58 to 2940 and encodes 960 amino acids. Gene Ontology annotation, cellular component: nucleus. NCBI's taxonomy places the organism in Eukaryota, Metazoa, Arthropoda, Insecta, Hymenoptera, Vespidae.